UCUGUUCCAUCUUCUUCUUCUCUCUCGACACAAGGCGUUGCCAGCUAAAAUCAAGCGAUUACCAGCUUUACACUUCUUAAACACUACAAACUCGCUCAAUCAGUUGGAUCAAUUCACCCUUCCCUUUCUCUCUCUAGAACUCUCUCUUUCUCUCUCCAAAUUUGAACAAACUCGCCCACGCAGUUAGAUCAAUCUCUGUUCUUCUUUCUCUAUCUAGAACUCUCUCUCUUUAUCUCUCCAAGUUUGAGCUAAUUUUGUAUGGCAGUGAGCUUUCUGGCUAGGGAGGUGUCCGACCUGUGCCUUGGAAAGCCGGCGCUGAGGUCGCUUCCGGUCUCCGCCACCGUCGCCGACGCCUUAUCGGCGCUGAAGAGGUUCGGAGAGAACUGGAUUAGUGUGUGGAGAUGUGAGCAUUCGUCCCGGACGAAGACCGAUUCCGACGCCGAUUGUGGAUGCGUCGGCAAGCUUUGUCUGGUUGACAUCAUUUGCUUUCUAUGCAGAGAAGAGAAUCUAUCUCGUCCUUCGGUUGCGCUUCAAUCUCCUGUUUCUGAUCUUCUGCCUAAGCUCCCUGGACUCGUGAGGCAUUUGGAACCCCAAUCUAGCUUGUUGGAGGCCAUAGAUUACAUCCUUGAAGGCACCCAAAACUUAAUUGUGCCAAUAGAGAGCUACACAAGCUUCAAUUCAAGGAAGAAGAUCCUCAACAAACCAUCACUAUUCAGCUCCACACUUCACAACGGGCGUGAAUUCUGUUGGUUAACGCAAGAAGAUGUGAUCCGUUUCAUCUUCAACUCCAUCGGCAUCUUCUCUCCAAUCCCAACCAUCACUAUCGAAUCACUGAACAUCAUCGACACCAACGUCAUGGCCAUCUACUACCACGACCCUGCCUCCUCAGCAUUGCCCUACAUUUCUCGCUCACUCACAGAACAAACAUCUGUCGCAGUCAUUGACAGAGAUAACAAAUUGAUAGGUGAAAUAUCACCAUUCACUCUCAAUGGUUGUGAUGAGACAGUCUCGGCGGCUAUCACGACUCUGUCGGCAGGGGACUUGAUGGCAUAUGUUGACUGUGGUGGUCUGCCAGAGGACUUGGUUCAGUUGGUGAAGGAAAGGUUAGAAGAGAAAAAAUUAGGAUCCAUGUUGGAAUUAAUGGAAGAAAUUUCAGCAUCUUCCAGUUCCUCUUCGGAUGAGGAGUCAGGUUUGAGUAGGAGUGGUGGUUCGGGUCGAUAUUCUUCGGCGAGGAGUUCAGACGCCAUCGUCUGCCAUCCGUGGAGUUCGCUGGUGGCUGUGAUGAUUCAAGCACUUACACAUCGUGUGAAUUAUGUUUGGGUUGUGGAAGAGGACUAUAGCUUGGUCGGCAUCGUGACGUUUGCCGGAAUUUUGAAGGUCUUCCGGAGCAUUGCUGGUGCUCGGACUAGUAGACCUGAAGGAGGGAAUAUAUUCAAGCAGUAAUGGAGUGCAUAUAGGUACUUACCUCCAAAGUUUAAGCUGAAGACCAAUAAAGAUACUGAAAGCAAUCCGACUGUUAUGAACUUUUUGACUUUGAUGGAGUUCCCAAAAGUUUUGAUUGUUUAAAGUUUAGAAUAGUAUUUGGAAAUGUAAUAGCUACAGAAAUUUCCAUUAUGACGAAAGUGGAAUAAUGUCAGGUGGAAAGUCGAGAAUUCUAAGUGGAGGUACAAUUGUAUCUCAAUGAUGUUUUAAACAAACUACAAAGCACAAAAUCUGAAUUUUAUAUAUCAAAUUUGAGAA
Messenger RNA from Cornus florida, 1740 nucleotides. Its product is annotated as CBS domain-containing protein CBSX5-like. The record is from RefSeq and is a predicted model, not a curated record. Bases 259 to 1443 code for a protein of 394 amino acids. The transcript is spliced from 2 exons. Lineage: Eukaryota; Viridiplantae; Streptophyta; Magnoliopsida; Cornales; Cornaceae.